Messenger RNA from Dermatophagoides farinae (American house dust mite), 1651 nucleotides. Lineage: Eukaryota; Metazoa; Arthropoda; Arachnida; Sarcoptiformes; Pyroglyphidae. The record is from RefSeq and is a predicted model, not a curated record.
AUCAUCAUCAUCAUUCGAUUCGAAUAAAAUUGGACGAUAUUGGGCGACAUAUAAUUUUCUGCAUAUACACACCAUUGUGUGUGUGUGUGUGUCUCUGAUACAUAGUCAUCAUUGUGUAUGAUUACGAACGAGUUUGCUCAACUCAAUUGAACACGACAUUUAAUAAUGCAAACAAACAAACAAACAAAAAAAACUCUCACCGAAGCCAUAACAAACACAUGAAUAUUAGCGUAUAUACCAGUAAUUUGUUUUUUUUUUUUAAUUUUUUUUCCUCGUCACUAUAUUAUUGUCGAUGAUUAUUAUUAUUGAAUGCUCAUAUAUCGACCGACAAUAUAUUUUGGUUGGCCAACGGCAAAAUAUUGAUUGGCACACGUACACACACACACACACACACACACAUGAACAUUGUCGUCAUCAAUUUUUUUUUCUUCAAAAUUUAUUUACCAAGUCUAAUGUGAAUUUGUGUUCAUUAUAUUAUUCCAAUGAUAAAUUCAUACAGGUUUUUUUCCUUUCCUUUCCAUAAUAGCAAGUAAUCCAUCCAUUCAUUUGUGUGUACCCUGAAUAUAAACCACCACUGUGUGUGUGUGUGUGUGUCCACAAUUAUAUUUCAUUUAUUCGAAUUUUGAUCAAAAAAAAAAUUGAAUUCGAAUUAAGAAAAAAAAAAAAGAAUAAUGGAGAUCGAUAUACUUAAACCUGGUUCUGAAACAAAAAUAUUGACAUUAAAAGAUGUAAAAGCUACGGCAACCAUUAAAGAGAUUAAAUCAUUAAUCUAUCGUGAAAAACGAUCAUUGUAUCCGGAACGUCAAUCACUUCGAUUGGAUUCAAAGGGAAAAUCUUUGGAUGAUAAAGCUACACUUGAUUCAUUAAGUUUGAAUCGUGGCCGUGUUCUUUAUUUAAAAGAUUUGGGACCACAAAUUGGUUGGAAAACAGUAUUUUUGGCUGAAUAUGCUGGACCAUUGGUCUGUUAUAUGAUUCCAUUCUUUCGGCCAUAUUUGAUUUAUGGUCAUAAUGCUGAUUUACCUAUGAGUUAUGUUGUUAAAAUCGCUGCAUUCUGUUGGACAUUGCAUUAUGUUAAACGUUUAUUGGAGACAAUAUUUGUACAUCGAUUCUCUCAUUCAACCAUGCCGAUUAUGAAUUUAUUCAAAAAUUGUUCUUACUAUUGGGGUUUUGCAUUUUUCAUUGGUUAUUACGUCAAUCAUCCAUUGUAUACUGAACCAUCAUUUGGUACAAUUCAAGUGUAUACUGGUUUGAUUUUGUUUCUGCUAAGCGAAUAUGGCAAUUAUUCUAUACAUUGUGCUCUUCGUGAUUUACGACCACCCGGUACAACUGAACGUAAAAUUCCAUUGCCUACAAAGAAUCCGUUCACAUUUCUAUUCAAUUAUGUAUCUUGUCCAAAUUAUGCUUAUGAAUGGUAUGCAUGGGCAUCAUUUUCCAUUAUGACACAAUGUCUUCCGGCCGCAAUGUUUACCGUCGCUGGUUUCUAUCAAAUGGCCAUCUGGGCAUUAGGCAAACAUCGUAAUUAUAAAAAAGAAUUUCCAAACUAUCCACGACGUCGUAAAGCGAUCGUUCCAUUUUUACUUUAGAUUGAUUAAUUGAUUGUGUGUGUUGUAUGCACAAUUUUUUUUAUUGUCAAGAAAAACAAAAACAAAAA